UUGCCUGCAGUCUACAAUUUUUCAGCUUUAUUAAGGGCAGCUAAGGAUCUAUAUGUAAAUAACGUAAAUCCUAGCCCUUGUUGCUUGAAAGGAGGAUAAUGCUAUCCAGCCAUUAAAUCUCUAUCUUAUUCUGGUGGACAGCAAUUUAUUUGUUGGAUAGUGUUUCCUGCCCUAUGAACAACUGCAUGGUAGGUUCUGGUCUAUGAAUCAUAUCGGUUAGAUUGACGCCAUUCUCUGCUUUAAUGCUGCUACUCAUUUCUCAUUGAAGUGAUUGAAUUUGAGUUACGAACAAAAACGGCAUGUGUUGUUGAUGGCUGCUAUCAUUGAUGAAAAACAACUUACAUAUAUGUAGUUUCAUUUCACUGGACAUAAAAACAGGUUUUCAAAGUCAAUUUCCUCUUAAUAUUUACAUACAUGUAUGUAAAUGCAUGUCAAGUUAUCUUAAAGUUUUUGUCAACAAAAUCUGGUCAAAUAUUAAAAGUUUGGUUAUUUUCGCUCUUUAAUUAGAGAAAGCAGUCAAGUUUAAUUUGCCAAAAAAUUGUAAAAUCACCAAAAGAAUGUUAAAUAUAGUUGAAAGAAUGUUUUGGGGGAACCUGUACAGAAGAGCAAAGGUGUCACAAUCAGGGCCUCUAGCAUAGCAUUAGCAUUUGCAGCAGGCUUUCAUCUGUGAUCUCUAUUUGCAUAAUUUGUUUACAUCAUGUCUUGCACUUCGCAACAAAAGGGAAUUUCUAACAAAAUGUGCAAAAGGUUGGGAAAAGAGAGUCUUCAUUAAACUAACAAAAAGAGGAAAGUUGUGAGAGAGCCCAAGCUAAAUAAAUAAAAGUCGAGUUUUCCUUUUUUCCUAGCUUGCUUUGCCCACUUUUCCUUCUGUUUUUCCCAAUGAACUUUAGAUUUUGUGUAAUUCAUGUUCCUCUUUGGGUGAAAUGACCUUUCCCGUAAAUUUCAAAGGAGUUCUUUAUCACAAGACUUGCAAUGGGGUUCAAUGUUGUAUUUCAUUGGACAGAGGCAUGACCACUUUGACAUGCCCUUCAAUGAGGUGCGAAAACUGUGAUUUCUUUAGAAGUCAAGUACUCAUGGUUUUUUUUUUACAUGAGUUACCUCUACUUGAACAAAUUAAUGGGGUAUGUAGAUUUGCUGGAUUUUUAUGAAAAUUGGCCAAAACAUUCAUCAGAUAUGAAUGCACAAAAGUGUGUGAUGCUAUGAUGAAAUUGGAAAUAUUUCUCUUGUAACAUCACAAAGCCUGAUAACAACCAAAAUAUUUCCUAUUGUCCAACUUCGUGGCCUAACACACUUUGUUAGCCUAUUAUCUGCUGAGUGAUCCUGUCCAAUUUAUUUGAGGGUUCACAGUAAUAUGGAGGCUGGUAAUUCAGUAAAGCAAACACUGUCAGUGUUGAGUUUAAAGGCUGGUGCUCAACUACCUUAACAAGACUUUUGAAAAAUUUUGUUAUCUUUGUAAUCUGUACUUAAGAAGUUUAACAGUGGCAUAUAGUUUUCUAUGAUGUCUUUAAAAGUAACAUGCGAAGGACAAUUUUUAUGGAAAGCACCCUAUUUUGUUGACAGUAACCUUAGGAAACUUCAUUUGAAGAUAAAACAUUUCUUUAUUUCACCUCAAAAAUAAUCAUCAUUGUCAUCAUGAAGUUGUAAAGUAUGGAAAGUCACUGCUUGAAACUAAAAUCAAAAUUGCUGUAUCUUGGAUUUAUGAGGAAGUAAUUAAUAGAAUGAAAAUAUUACCUUCCUCUGUUUUUUCUGAGCAUAUCGGGAAACAUGCAUUGGGGGAAUAGACUGCUGUUUUUCAAAAUCACUUGUGAUCACACUUCUUUUCAACAGCUGAAAGAACAAAGGACAUCAUCAUGCCAGUACUCAAAACCUUAACAUUCAAAUCAUGACAAAAGCAUUAUGUUAGUAUAACAAAAUUUAAUAUUUUAUCAAGAAUUUAUUUCCAAAAUUCAUUAAUCAUAAGUCUAAACAGCCAUAUGAUUUGGUUGAAAUCUCAAAAAAUACACUUAAACCAUAUGAUGGUAAGCAGUUGUUUUACCUCUCUGUUAUUACAGAUGUCAUUGAAGCUUUUACUUGUUGUGACAGGUUUGAAGCUGUUUUUGUCAAACUUGAGAUAUAAAUCUUGUGUAUUGAUACCAACUUGUAGCUCUGAUGACAGCUCUGAAGGACUAAACAACAACAAACUCCAUUUAGUAUGUAUGUAUGUAUAUAUAUAUAUAUAUAUAUAUAAAGGGGUAAGUUUCUAAAGAAACUGUGGUGCUGCGUCGGUGGGAGAGUAUAGCAGGUAACUUAGUGUUGACAACUGGGUUGAAAACGUAAAUUAACCACCGUAAAGGGUAAAAAAAGCUGACGUUUCGAGCGUUAGCCCUUCGUCAGCUGAAAGAACAAAGACAUCAAUCGCUCUGACGAAGGGCUAACGCUCGAAACGUCAGCUUUUUUUACCCUUUACGGUGGUUAAUUUACGUUUUCAACCCAGUUGUCAACACUAAAUUACCUGCUAUAUAUAUAUAUAUGUGUGUGUGUAUAUUCAAUGGGGAGCUUGUUACUCAGGAGUAAACACUACUAAUUAAGUUAGAUUCCUUUUUCUCUCUAAUUUUUGUCACUUAUUUGUAUUCACAUGCCACCCAUAGUUCUUUAUUUGCCUUUCAUUGUUUAACCCUUCACAGUUUGUAAUUUAGACCUUUGUUGUAUUACAUAACCUCAAUCCUAAAAUUUCUGUUUUGUAUAUAAGUUGCAAUCAUUGUAAAUAGAUUUUUAGUUUUUAAUUUUUAACCUGAAGAAGGCUGAACGACUGAAAUGUUGUGCAUUGAACUCAUCCAGAACAGUCAAGAGUUGGCCUCUUUUUUACCUCCUUAUAGUGCACAUACUACUUUUUUAUGAUACACAUAAUAAUACAUUCUGGCCAAAACUUAGAACAAACUGACUUGGAAUGAAAUCAAAUGACCAUAGAUGGAAGUGAUCGUAAAACAUCUAAGCUGAUUAGGCCAUGUAAAUCGAACUUGCUCAACUCCUUGUUAAUCAUCUGUAACCUGUAAAGUCACUCUAUGUAUGUACGUCAUUGCGAUUUUAAGACAGGCUGGCCCAGUUUAGCCCAAAGGUGGUUUAAUUUAAAGGUGGCCUGCAUAAACAACGAAGGCCACAAAGACAAAACUCGCCACACACCUAGAAAAUUGGCAAUAAGUCCCACUAAAUUAGAGUGAAUCGAACAGUGCUAAAGGCCAAAGAAAGCAAAGAUAACACCGAAAUUUGAUGGUAUUUGUUGUUUGUCUCCGGUGAUCAGAUGUGUGAAUUACAGAGAGCGAACCAGCUUACAGAAGUCGAAUGGUAAACGUCUGAGGUACGACUUACUCUUUUACUUUUCGUUUAAAUUCGUCUGGAAUACUGAGAAAUUCAUCUGUUUCAGAGAGAGCUGAAGAAUUCCCUGCAUUUGCUAGUGGCUCAUCUUGUGAACUUCCUAUCCUGCCUACACAGAAAACUUGUUCAUCAUUCUCUUCUUCGUCUUCACUGUUUGUAGUUUUCAACGCAAUGUAAUCAUUUUCUUUAGAGGUGGACUCAAGUGUUUCAAUUACUCCAGUUUCAUCUUGACUACUUCCUUCAUUUUCGGAAGAAGUUACAGUUUUUUUCGCCUGCAGACGCUUGCUUCUUCUCAUUUUUUCAGAUUUUAGAUUUGAUACCCACGCCGCACAAAGUUCAGCAGUAAGUUUGUACUGCGGGCGCUUUGAAGACUCGUACCCAGUCUUAUUUUUUUGUUUUUUCUAGUUCCAACCUUUCCCGGCUGCGCUCUCGCGCGGACAAUUAUUUAGACAUUUAUGAAAAUGGAUACCUCUAUUACGCGUGA
Molecule: messenger RNA, 3835 nt
Organism: Pocillopora meandrina
Lineage: Eukaryota; Metazoa; Cnidaria; Anthozoa; Scleractinia; Pocilloporidae
Source: the annotation of a GenBank genome assembly